Messenger RNA from Aureobasidium pullulans EXF-150, 4937 nucleotides. RefSeq names its product putative ABC transporter. The coding region runs from base 399 to 4748 and encodes 1449 amino acids. NCBI's taxonomy places the organism in Eukaryota, Fungi, Ascomycota, Dothideomycetes, Dothideales, Saccotheciaceae. Gene Ontology annotation, molecular function: ATP hydrolysis activity; ATP binding; ABC-type transporter activity. The record is from RefSeq and is a predicted model, not a curated record. Gene Ontology annotation, biological process: transmembrane transport. Gene Ontology annotation, cellular component: membrane. The transcript is spliced from 3 exons.
CCACGAGAAGAAGAGCGGAGAAAGGCUAUGGGGACGGGGAUGGAAUCAGAGGCUAGAAUUUGCCACGCAAAAUCCAAGUAAUUUCGCGAUGAACUUUUACAAUCGGAGGACACAUGGUUGACUAUCGAGAAUGCCAUUUUGGAGAAGGGGCUAAAUAAGGGGCGGUGCUGCGUCGACUGAAAGCCAGAACAAGAACAAUAGUAACGCGACGCAUUCUUCACACCGACCGCCGCAACUACGCCAUUGCAUUGUCUCGACUUGGUAAAGAACAUGCGCUCUCACUGGAACUGUCUUCUCCAGAACAAUCUGCCCAGCCACAAGAGUUUUGCGCUUGAUCUCGGGGUCUGAGGUAGCGCUGUUUCGUCUGUUCGCCUCUUUUCCUCUGUAUCUACGCUUAUAUGCCCGGGUUACCAAAAGUCGUCCGCUCACGCGCGGCAAAACCAACUAAGGAACAAAAUGUCGAGGCAGAUAGUCGUCUGGAGAAGGACUCCACGUUCGACAAACCGAAGGAAGACGAUGUACAAGCAGCACCAUGGAAAGCACUGUUCUUCUUCACCACAAAGUCACACCUCACAUGUUUGGCCAUCGCUCUCGCCGCAGCUCUCGCAGCUGGUGGCAUCACGCCAGCACAAUCUUACCUUCUCGGCAAAGCCUUCAACGCAUUCACCAAUUCCAGCAGUCCUGGCGCAGUACUCAACUCUGUCUCAAAAUACGCCACCUAUAUCGCUGCUGUUGGAGUCGGAAGCUGGCUGGUACAUUUCGUCUUCUUUACAGCCUGGCUUGCUUUUGGUGAGUUGCAGGCCAACAGCGCCAGGGAAAGAUUAUUUCUGGGCAUGCUGGACAAAGAGGUCGAAUGGUAUGAUAUGCGGAAGAACGGAAUCGGAGCCAUGAUACCUCGUUUGCAAGCACAGAUCAGAGACCUCCAGCUCGCGACCGCACAGCCAUUUGGCGGGUUGAUAAGCUCGACAGCUGAUGCAAUGGCUUGCCUUGGACUUGCCCUUUACACUUCGUGGAAGCUCACUCUUGUGAUUGUUUCCACUGCUCCUAUUAUCACUUUGAUCGUGGGAUAUCUAGGUGCAUCCAUGCAGCAGUAUGUGAUAAAGCAGCAAGAGAAAUUGACAGAAGCUCUCAAAUACGUUGGGAACGCCAUCAACGCUAUUGAGACUGUCAAAUGCUUCAACGGUCAAGAGCACGAAUUGGCCAGAUAUUCGGCUCGCCUCAAGGAAGCCGCUAGUUGGUAUUACCGUGUCAUUAACGUCAAUGCCCAACAAUUCGGUUUCAUGGGCUUCAUGACGUUGGCCAUGUUCGUCCAAGGUUUCUAUUAUGGAGGUGUCCAGGUAGACAAUGGCGAAAAGAACACCGGAGACGUCAUCACAACGUUCUUCUCGGCCAUGAGCGCCUUCCAAGCCAUCGCCAGUAUCCUACCACAGAUGAUAGUGCUCGAAAAGGGCAGAACAGCAGGCUCCACCCUCAGGGCCGUCAUGGCUCAGAUGGAGAAGAAGUCGGGCGGCCCACCAUCACAUGAGCUUUUGAAACCAGACAAAUGCGAAGGAUAUAUUGAAUUCAGAAAUGUGUCUUUCGCUUAUCCAGCACGUCCAGAUCGAAUGGCCUUCAAAGACGUUUCCCUAUCUAUACCGGCACACGCCACAACAUUCAUCAUCGGCAAAAGUGGUUCUGGUAAGAGCACAUUCGGUCAAUUACUCCUACAGUUCUACCCUGCGGCUGCGGGGCAAAUACUAUUCGACGGCCUGCCCAUAGAUUCGCUAGACCCCGUUUGGCUCCGAAGUCAUGUCACACUCGUGGAACAACACAGCAUGCUGUUCGAGGACACCGUGUUUCAGAACAUCGCCAUUGGAACCAAGAAUCGAGAUGCUGUGAAUAAGCAGGAUGUAAAUAGUGCCGCCGAGUUUGCUCUUCUGUUGGCAAUGGUUAACGAUAUGCCUGAUGGCUUCCAAACUAUGGUCGGAGCAAAAGGCGGCACAAUGAGUGGCGGGCAGAGACAGCGUAUGGCUCUCGCUCGAGCAUAUCUGCGAGACACACCUGUGCUCCUUCUUGACGAAUCUACAAGUGCUUUGGAUCAAGUGAGCCGAUCCUUGAUGAUGGAAGCAAUUCGCAGGUGGCGCGGUGGGAAAACUACCAUGAUAAUUACUCACGACAUCUCGCAAAUCCUUGCUGAAGAUUAUGCAAUGAUUUUCGAGGAUGGCAAGCUGGUACAGGAAGGCUACCGCAAAGAUAUGGAACAAACGCAAGACUCACCCUUUCACAAGUUUUUGUCUUCGGAUUCCAGUGUGGCUCCAGAAUCUGACGUUGUCGCUCGACAUCGUUCGCUGGAAGUCGUAGAACGAGAUGCGUAUGCAGAUUCAAGACAUCAAGAGCAUAUAGAUGAUCCCUUGGAAGCCCAUUUGAGUGCUGGCGAAAACCCUCGAUAUUCCUAUUUGCCAACACUCUUCGCCAACCGGCACACCAAGGCUGCCUUCAGGAGAGCAUAUGGCUUCGCUGCUUCUCCAAGCGAAUUUGGCUCACCAACUUCUCCGGUCCCCCCAGGACCAACUUCGCCUACAAACAGAGUCACCAACCUCAAGGAUUGUACAGUCCUACACGGAUCACAAAGCAGCGACACAGUCCCUCAGAUCCAUAAAGAGCCUACCUUAGACAAGAAGCCAAUCAACAGAAGGUCUAUCGCGCCGGAGCUCUUAGAACGGUUCGUCGAGUCGACCGGUAACCUAGCUGCUCGUGCUCGCCUUACCUCUGGGAAAUCUCGCAGACGGCGAAUUCCUUCUGCUGGCUCGAUUCCCACUGUGUCUGGUGGGACCGAGAUGCAACCUUUUUCUAAGCAGAAAAAGCACGAUGCUCCCACACUCGAGCGGCAAGUCUUUUCCAUACGAGCUAUCCUCGGCACGGUGUGGCCCAGCCUCGACUGGUACAUGAAGGCUGUUCUCAUCGUUGCUUUCGUCGCUGCCUCUAUCAAUGGAGCUUGUACUCCCGUCUUUUCCAACAUCCUGUCCAAGCUGAUUGGGACUUAUGGGAAAGGUGGUAAAGAAAAGCACACGGCAGUAAUUUACACAGUCUCGAUUCUCGGGAUUGCAGCUAUCAAUGGCUUGACUAGUUACGUUAUGCAUUUACUUCUGGAGUAUGUUGGUCAAGUCUGGAUAAACACCAUGCGCGAAAGAUCUCUGGAGCGAAUCCUUGAUCAGCCCCGCGACUGGUUCACCUAUGAAGAGAACUCGGUGUCUCAUGUGAUGGAAGGCUUAGACCGACAUGCAGAGGAAACGCGUAAUCUACUCGGUCGCUUUGCAUCCUCUCUUUACAUAGCGUUUGUUUUGAGUGUCGUCGCUUUGGUAUGGGCUUUGACCUCCCAAUGGAAGCUCACUCUCAUCGCAAUCGCUCUUGGUCCUUACGUAUGGUUCGUCACCAAGUCUUUCAGUACAGUAAGCGGAAACUGGGAGGGAAAGAGCAACGACGCUGCUGAAGCCGCUGGGUCCAUCUUCACCGAAACAUUCACCAACAUCAAAACCGUACGGGCUCUGACUCUAGAGACUCACUUCCGUCAGAAAUACUUUUGUGCAACUAAAAGUGCACUACAAAUCGGGUUCCGCCGUUCUCUCUACGCUGGAUUCUUUUACGGUCUUUCGGAUUCUUCCGGUGUCUUUGUCAUGGCGCUCAUGCUCUAUGCCGGAGCUAAACUGAUAAACGAUGGAGCUGAUGUGGCAAAGAUUGUCGAAGUUUUCGUUCAGCUCAUCUUGGCCAUAACUAAUGUGAGCAUUUAUUUGAGUCUGAUACCACAGAUCAGUCUAGCAAAGGAUUGUGCAUCGCGCUUACUUCGGCUGUCGACCCUCCCUAAAGAUUCGCACGAGCAUUUUGGGAACACGCAAAUUACCUCAAUCGGUGAUAUCGAGCUCCACAAACUCAGUUUCGCCUACCCCUCUCGCCCUGAACAAAUGGUUCUCAACGACAUCAACUUACUUAUACCAGCGGGCGAAACGACCGCCAUCGUUGGCUCUUCAGGUUCCGGGAAAUCGACGAUUGCUAGCCUGCUCCUGAACCUAUACACAAGUGCAAAUGAAGCUUCAGAAGCUAAUGGCAAGAUACCGGACAUUAUGCUAUCCGGACGUGACCUCAAGCACAUCCAUACCCCUACACUUCGUUCAUUGAUCACAGUCGUCUCUCAGACCCCUGUGCUCUUCUCCGCGACGGUAGCAGAGAACAUCUCGUAUGGGCUGCCACCAUCAUCCCCGUACACCGAUUUAGCUUCUGUUCGUCGGGCUGCAGCAGCAGCAGGUAUUGAUGAAUUUAUCAUGAGUCUCUCACAGGGCUAUGAGACACUGAUCGGCGAAGGUGGCACUGGACUUUCAGGUGGGCAGGCUCAGCGGGUGGCCAUUGCCAGAGCUUUGGUGCGUAGACCAGCGGUGAUGAUUCUUGACGAAGCAACGUCGGCUCUUGAUGUUGAAAGCUCGAACCUGGUUCGAGAUACCAUACAGGGGUUAGUUGAGCGCGAUGGAUCAGGCAUGACAGUCAUUAUCAUCACCCACAGCAAGGACAUGAUGAGAAUCGCCAAGAACAUCAUUAUGCUUUCGGAAGGGCAGGUGGUUGAGUAUGGAAGCUACGAAAGGCUGUUACUCGCGAAGGGCGAAUUCUUCCACCUUCUCAGUGGAGGAGAAUGGGCGGAAGAACCGGAAAGGAGAGACAGCACAGGUGUGCGUGGCCUGUCUGGUAGGAUGGACUGGGGCAAGAGCAAAGUAAGAGCCUAAAGAGAUCAACUCCACAGCCGUCAGUCUGGAGGCACGAUGGAUCAACUUUAGAGCCCUUAUUUUAGCCAUGUUAAUAUCGAGAACUUCAUCGGCGUAUUUCAGCAGAUGUAUUGGUCGAGCAAGCGGUGUAUACACACUAGAGUAUUGUUCAUCAUGGGCUUCUUGCCAGUAUUUAGGCUAUCAAGACUG